UUUUCAAAGCCCGCACGGUGUCUGCUCUGCUCUGCUUCUUGGAACUGAGCCGCAACCUACACAGUAUCCAUGGCAAAAUCGAAUUGGCCACUCUGCUAGAUAAUUACUUCUGGUACUCCGUACAGGCGAGGGAAAUUUUGCAGGAGCUCCAUCAGACCACAGGUACCACCCCGACGCAGUGGUUUGUCUGGGGCAUUGAAGGCGAUGCGAGGCAAACCCCCCUUUGUAGACCCGGCAAAUAACAAACUCUAUGUCGCCAUACCUACCUUUACGACGGAAGGGUAUCAAAACGUCAACAUCAUGCAUGGUUCUUCAGAAGUGCAUGGUUCUUCCUCGUUCUCAUCGGUGCUGUCGCGCAUGGUGGACGAUCCGCGCGCAAACAAGCACCCCAAAACACCUGUACCUGUGCGCAGAUACAGCAAACAUAUCAACACCGUUUUCAUCGUCAAGUGGCAUGGACGGACGUCGGGAUGUCAACGACGCUCCUGUUAUUCCACUAUCAGUUGUUUUGAACAGACACCACGACACCAGUUUGACUUGUUCUAUUAUGCCCAUCGAUUGCGAUGGACGUGCACCGUGGUGCCAAACUAACCACUAACUGUCUACCCACACAGACACCCAAUUCCCCAUCUAUCCAACACACUUCAUGCAUCCAGGCCCUGGCCACUGUAGAUCUCCAAGAGGUCGUCCGUAACCAAGAAUUUACUUUGACCCUGGCGCGUGAUGUAGACAUUGUAGCGGCGCAGGCGUUCCAACACCUCUACCGCCUCGACCACGGCCUCCCAUCUCUCCCCAUCCUCAAGAUAGUACACAUAAUCGCCAGGUCGGAAGCGCACCGGCACCAACAACUCGCGACGCGCAACCACUCUCUCUGGCCCAAUGCCAUUCUUCGGAAUGAUCUUGUACGCCCACUUUCCUUCAGCUGCGGCUAGCGGACAUCGGCCAAGCACAAGAAAGAUGCAUGGCGCCUGGAAGCGACCGGAAUUCUCCAGGUUCCCGACGCUACUCGGGUCAGCCCUAUUGACCGGCAAGGUAUGUAAACCAAGCGGCUGGACUGUCUCCGAGCACGCGACGCUGUUUCCCUGCUCGUCGAGAAGGAAUACCUCGGUUCCAUUCGCCAGAUCUGCACGUGGAGUGGGAGUAUCGGGAGACACGGUACUGGUUUCGGACUUGGAAGCCUUGCCUGGAGCUGAGGGCGGCACCGUAUCCUGCGAUGGUAUGAUCCGGUCCUCCGGCGUCGAGGGUUGCUCCGAAAGCUUGGGCUUCUUCGUUGGUGGCUCUCCAUCCGUAACGUCCGCCUCAGAGGACUCGUUUUGCGCAGCAGCCGGCUGGUGUGGCGGAGUUGAAGAAGCGACGUCUAUUUCAAACCAAUCUGCAACGUCGAAAUCGGAUGUAGACUCUCCAACAGGAGAUGCCUGUUCGACGGAGCCGGCGCCAGAAGGUCCAGGUCGACCAGCAGAAGAUUCAGGAGGAGGUGCCGCGCUUACGGGAUCACCACUUGCCGCAGCAGAGGGGAAGAGCGCAGUACUCAAAGUCGGAGAGCUAAAAGGGCUGCCGAGUUGAUGUGUGUUCUUGUUCAUUUUGAUGUU
Molecule: messenger RNA, 1589 nt
Organism: Exophiala xenobiotica
Lineage: Eukaryota; Fungi; Ascomycota; Eurotiomycetes; Chaetothyriales; Herpotrichiellaceae
Exons: 1
Coding region: 880-1563 (227 amino acids)
Source: RefSeq, a predicted model, not a curated record